AUGGCUUGCUCCAUUGUCCAGUUCUGCUACUUCCAGGACCUCCAGGCCGCCCGGGACUUCCUCUUCCCUCAUCUGCGGGAGGAGACCCCCAGCGGCGCCGUGCGGAGGGACCCCAGUAAAUCAAACUGGGAAGAUGAUGGUUGGGGAGCAUGGGAAGAGACGGAACCCCAAGAACCUUUUUACCCACAGGAAGAAGAAGGAAAUACUUGCAAAACACAAAAAACGUCCUGGCUGCAAGAUUGUGUUUUAUCCUUAUCUCCAACCAAUGAUCUUAUGGUUAUAGCUCGAGGGCAAAAAGCUGUUUUUCUAGUGCCAAAAUGGAAAUACAGCGAUAAAGGAAAGGAAGAAAUGCAAUUUGCUGUUGGCUGGAGUGGUUCUUUAAAUGUCGAAGAAGGAGAACAUGUAACCAGUGCUCUAUGUAUCCCACUAGCAAGCCAAAAGAGGAGUUCCACAGGGCGUCCUGACUGGACCUGCAUCGUGGUGGGCUUUACUUCAGGUUACGUGCGCUUCUACACUGAGAGUGGUGUGCUCUUGCUUGCACAACUUUUGAAUGAAGACCCAGUCCUACAGCUGAAGUGCAGGACCCAUGAAAUCCCACGACACCCUGGCGUGACCGAACAGAAUGAAGAGUUGAGUAUAUUAUAUCCGGUUGCCAUUGUGACUAUUGAUGGAUUUAGCCUUUUUCAGUCUCUUCGUGCUUGUCGAAAUCAGGUAGCAAAAGCUGCAGCAUCUGGCAAUGAGAACAUACAGCCCCCACCGUUAGCUUAUAAGAAAUGGGGUCUCCAAGAUAUUGACACUAUUAUUGAUCAUGCUAGUAUUGGUAUCAUGACUCUGUCCCCUUUCGACCAAAUGAAGACUGCCUCCAACAUAGGGGGAUUUAACGCAGCAAUUAAAAACAGUCCACCUGCCAUGUCACAGUACAUCACCGUCGGGUCCAGUCCAUUUACUGGCUUCUUCUAUGCACUAGAGGGGAGCACCCAGCCGUUACUGUCUCACGUGGCGCUGGCGGUCGCAAGUAAACUCACUUCUGCUUUAUUUAACGCUGCCAGUGGCUGGCUUGGUUGGAAAAGCAAGCACGAGGAAGAAACUGUGCAGAAGCAGAAGCCAAAGGUCGAGCCGGCCACCCCGUUGGCUGUCAGAUUUGGACUUCCAGAUUCUAGACGCCAUGGUGAAAGUAUAUGUCUGUCUCCAUGUAACACACUGGCAGCAGUAACAGAUGAUUUUGGCAGAGUAAUUUUAUUGGAUGUGGCUAGAGGAAUUGCAAUACGCAUGUGGAAAGGGUAUCGAGAUGCACAGAUCGGUUGGAUCCAAAUCAUAGAGGACCUCCACGAAAGAGUACCAGAAAAGGCAGAUCUUUCCCCUUUUGGAAAUACUCAGGGUCCAAGCCGAGUAGCUCAGUUCCUUGUGAUCUAUGCACCAAGAAGGGGAAUCUUAGAAGUGUGGAGCACACAGCAGGGACCUAGAGUUGGAGCCUUCAACGUGGGAAAGCACUGCAGGCUUCUGUAUCCUGGCUAUAAAAUAAUGGGCUUAAAUAAUGUUACCAGUCAGAGUUGGCAGCCGCAGACUUACCAGAUCUGCCUUGUUGAUCCAGUGUCUGGAAGUGUGAAAACAGUCAAUGUUCCUUUCCAUUUAGCGCUGAGCGACAAGAAGUGUGAACGAGCCAAGGACAUGCACCUAGUGAAGAAGCUGGCCGCCCUGCUGAAAACAAGACCUCCCCACCUCGAUUUGGUUGAAACACAAAUGAAGGAACUAAUUCUUGAUAUUAAGUACCCCGCAACCAAGAAACAAGCCUUGGAAAGCAUUUUGGCAAGUGAACGAUUACCAUUUUCCUGCCUUAGAAACAUCACUCAGACUCUAAUGGAUACUUUAAAAAAUCAAGAGCUGGAGUCUGUUGAUGAAGGAUUGCUACAGUUUUGUGCCAAUAAACUGAAAUUACUCCAUCUUUAUGAGUCUGUCAGUCAGUUAAAUUCCGUUGAUUUUCAUUCAGAUACGCCAUUCUCGGAUAAUGACUUGGCUGUGUUACUGAGGCUCGAUGAAAAAGAACUGCUUAAGCUCGUGGCAUUACUAGAGAAGUAUAAAGAGGAAAAAUCCAGGACUGCUACAGUCCGAUUUUCUGAUGCUAAGGAUGGUGUGUUACCCGUGAAAACAUUCCUGGAAUAUUUAGAGUGUGAGAAAGAUGCAGUCAACGUAAAGAAGAUAAGUGAAGAGGAGUAUGUGGCUUUAGGCAGUUUCUUUUUUUGGAAGUGUUUGCAUGGAGAAAGCUCUACCGAGGACAUGUGUCACACUCUGGAGUCAGCUGGACUGAGCCCUCAGCUGUUGUUGUCUCUGCUCCUGAGUGUGUGGCUUUCUAAGGAAAAAGAUAUUUUGGAUAAACCGCAGUCUGUGUGCUGUCUCCAUACGAUGCUGUCCCUUCUGAGCAAGAUGAAAGUGGCCAUCGACGAGACCUGGGAUUCCCAGUCUGUGUCUCCAUGGUGGCAGCAGAUGCGCACGGCUUGUAUUCAGUCUGAGAACAACGGAGCUGCUCUGUUGUCUGCACACAUUGGGCAUUCCAUUGCUGCACAGAUCUCAAACAGUAUGACUGAGAAAAAAUUUUCCCAAACAGUGUCGGGUGCUGAUUCUGAGGCCCUCACCGAUUCCUGGGAGGCCCUUUCUCUUGACAUGGAAUACUGGAAGCUCCUGCUGAAACAGCUGGAGGACUGCCUCAUCCUUCAGACUCUGCUUCACAGCAAAGCAAACACGCCAGCCUCCAAAGUGUCGUCACUGCAGGCUGAGCCACUCCCGAGGCUGUCUGUCAAAAAGUUACUGGAAGGAGGAAAAGGUGGCAUUGCAGACAGUGUAGCCAAGUGGAUAUUUAAACAGGACUUCAGCCCUGAAGUACUAAAACUGGCUAGUAAGGAAAGAGAUGCAGAAAACCCAGAUGAACCCAAAGAAGGCAUUAACAGAGGUUUACUUGAAGCAUCAGAGGUGGAGAUGACCCUAGGAGCCAUACCAGACUUGUUGCAUUUAGCCUAUAAGCAGUUUCCAUGCAGCCUUGAGCUGGACGUGCUGCACGCCCACUGCUGUUGGGAGUAUGUCGUUCAGUGGAAUAAAGACCCAGAGGAAGCACGUUUUUUUGUUAGGUCAAUAGAACACUUGAGGCACAUUCUUAAUGCGCAUGUUCAGAAUGGCAUUGCUCUCAUGAUGUGGAAUACAUUCUUGGUGAAAAGGUUUUCUGCUGCUACGUACUUGAUGGAUAAGGUUGGAAAAUCACCAAAGGACAGGCUAUGUCGAAGGGAUGUGGGGAUGAGUGACACAGCAAUGACCUCCUUCCUUGGCUCCUGCUUGGAUCUUCUUCAGACUUUAAUGGAGGCCGACGUCAGCCGGGACGAGAUGCAGGCGCCUGUCCUGGACACGGAGGACGCGUGGCUCAUGGUCGAGGGACCGAUCUCCAUCGUGGAGCUGGCGCUGGAGCAGAAGCACGUCCACUACCCGCUGGUGGAGCAUCACUCUGUCCUCUCCUCCGUCCUCUACGCCGUCAUGAGGUUUUCUCUGAAGACCGUGAAGCCGCUGUCACUCUUCGAUAGUAAGGGGAAAAAUGCAUUCUUCAAAGACCUAACUUCGAUUCAGUUAUUACCUAGUGGGGAAAUGGAUCCAAAUUUUAUUUCUGUACGACAACAGUUCUUACUGAAAGUCGUUAGCGCGGCCGUCCAGGCCCAGCACUCAGUCAUGAAAGACCGAGAGUCCAUAGAAGAGGCACCGACCACUCCUUUUGGGAAAGACCAAGACUGGCCAGUGCUAGCUGUGGAUUUGGCUCAUCACCUUCAAGUUAGUGAAGAUGUGGUUCGAAGGCAUUACGUGGGGGAGCUCUACAACUACGGAGCGGACCACUUGGGAGAAGAGGCCAUUCUCCAGGUUCAGGACAAGGAGGUCCUUGCCUCGCAGCUGCUGGUGUUAACAGGGCAGAGACUGGCUCACGCGCUCCUCCACGCCCAGACUAGAGAAGGAAUGGAGCUACUGGCCAGACUUCCGCCCACGCUCUGCACUUGGCUGAGAGCCAUGAACCCCCAGGAUCUUCAAAACACAGAAGUGCCAAUUGCAACGACAGCUAAACUAGUAAAUAAAGUCAUUGAGCUUUUACCAGAAAACCAUGGGCAGUACAGUUUAGCCUUACACCUCAUUGAAGCGGUGGAAGCCAUAUCUCUUCCUUCUUUAUGACACUUACCUACUGAAAAUGGUCCCAA
This is a messenger RNA of Lontra canadensis (Northern American river otter), 4220 nucleotides long. It is a transcript of the gene RAB3GAP2, whose product is annotated as RAB3 GTPase activating non-catalytic protein subunit 2. NCBI's taxonomy places the organism in Eukaryota, Metazoa, Chordata, Mammalia, Carnivora, Mustelidae. Gene Ontology annotation, biological process: regulation of GTPase activity. The record is from RefSeq and is a predicted model, not a curated record. The transcript has 35 exons. Bases 1 to 4194 code for a protein of 1397 amino acids.